AAUGUUCGGUGGUCCUUGUAAAUAGGAACCCCUCCCCUCGGAAUGAAAGCAGUGAGCGAACGACACAGAACCUUAAACAUAACAGAGAAACGGAUGAAAAAUACUACUUUUCUACAAAAGGAACAAAAUCGUCUCGAAUUUCCAACGGGCAGUCAUCAUGGGAAAGCUGUGUGAGCUGGCCCUGGUGUCUCUUGCCCUCCUGGUUCUGCUUCAUACUGACUCUACAUGGGCCAAGAGAAGUGGCAGCAGCAGCAGCAAAAAGACAUCAUCCAGCAACAGGGGCUCAGAAAAAAAGCCGUCGAAAACAUCAAACACACAGACGGGAAGCUACCCUAGACAACCCCAAAGCCCCAAUAGGAACCCCAACCCGUACCCAGCAGGAGGUACUUAUCCAGGGAGAGGUACCAAUCAGAAUCAGAACCCAGCCGGUGGAUACCCUGCAGCAGGUGGAAACCCCAACCAGCAGUAUCCAGGCCGGGGAACCAACCAAGGAGGAUAUCCUAACCAAAACCCUGCUGCUGGUGGCUAUCCUGCUGCAGGUGGCUACCCCAACCAGCAGUAUCCAGGCAGAGCCAAUCCUGGGGGAUAUCCAAACCAGAACCCUGCAGCUGGAGGUUACCCAGCCGCUGGUGGCUAUCCUGCAGCAGGUGGCUAUCCCAACCAGCAGUAUCCAGGCAGAGCCAAUCCUGGGGGAUAUCCAAACCAGAACCCUGCAGCUGGAGGUUACCCAGCCGCUGGUGGCUAUCCUGCAGCAGGUGGCUAUCCCAACCAGCAGUAUCCAGGCAGAGCCAAUCCUGGGGGAUAUCCAAACCAGAACCCUGCAGCUGGAGGUUACCCCGCCGCAGGUGGUUAUCCUGCAGCAGGAGGCUACCCCAACCAGAACCCAGGGAGAGGAGGAGUAAAUCCGGGAUACCCAGCCGGAGGUUACCCUGCUGGAGGUUACCCAGUAAGAGGGGGAAAUACUGGCUGGGGGCAGGCAGGGGGCCACCCUGGUGGAGGGAUGGGAGGAGGUUACCAACCCAACUGGAACCCAAACAAUAAGAUCCUCAGUCCCCGCUAUGGUGGAGGCUAUGGUUAUGGAGGUGGGCACGGAGGUAUGGGAGGUGGCUCUCCCUUCUCACGCUCAGUUCAGGGAAUGGGGCAGUACCCCUCUACUCAGUCCAAGGGGUUUGCUAAGAAGGCUUUUAUGGCUGCAGGGGUUGGGGCCGUGGCAGGUAUGGCGGUUGGCUACGGCCUUGGGCGUUUCCCUCGUCCACACUUCAACUUCCGCAACCCUCAGGAAGAGCAGUCCUACAACAACUACAUGUACAGAAAAUACGGCGAACGCUCCACAGACGAAAACGACUAUGGCCGGGACUACACCUACAAAGUACCUCCGCGGGCAGAGUCCUACGACAGCUUCAUGGAUACCUGCAUGAAGAGGAAUGACCUUCUGCAGGACCAGGGCAGAGACUCCCAGGCCACACCUAACAACCAGAAGAACAACCCUCAGGGAGCCAACAGCCAGAGCAUGCCCAUCACUACUGAGGUGGGGAACAGCAGUCCAGCUAGCAACCAGGAGGGAACAGACAAAGUGAAGCCUCUCACCCCUGGCGAGAUAGCUGGAGAGUUUAAGGAAGAGGUUGACGGCCCCACAGUGAGCAUUGAAGAGAUUGGUUACCCUGCAUUGGUGGAGCAGCUGAAGAACCGGAAGUGUGUGGAGCUGUACAUAAACCAAUCGGAGCGCUUCUUGGAGAAGCAGACAGCUGAACGCAGCAGCAGCAACAACAACAACAACAACAAAAAUCUGAACAGUCGCAGUAACCCCCUUGGCCAGGGGCUGGUACAGCUGAUAACCAGUCUCCUCAUCGUCCUUAGCAGCACUCUUCUACUGCACUGAGACGUACAGUAGGUGUGUCCCAGUUGUCUGGAAUAGCUUCAUUUCAUUGUCCCCCUUCCUCAUCAUGCCACUGAUAUCUUGUGAGGAUAGGUUAAUUAAGUACGGUGAAGAUAUAACCAGUACUUUCACUUAUCAGUGGUCAUGAUGGAAAGGAAGCAAGUGGAAAAUAACUUCCAGGGACACGGGUGCACGAUAAGGUCCAUUUCCUCCACAUUUUAUGGUGGCAUUUGAGCUUUAAUAUAGUUUUACUGUUUGUCUAAUGGCCCAUCUCAUUUGUGUCUUUAACAUUUGCACUGAUCUGUCAAUUUGGAUCUUCGCUGUAGUACUUCUAGACUUCUUUUCUAUUGCAAUUCUUUUUUUCAUUGCACUUUUUGUUUCAGAGCAGUUUCUGGUAGAAUACUCUGUUGAUCACUGUAUUUUGUUCUGUAAAACUCUAAUUUGUUCAGGUCAUGGCAAAUGCAUGAUGCUUUAAUAUUGUAUCUCUGCAUCUAUUACGAAAUCUCUGUAUAUAACACUAACACACAAACACUACAAGUACAUACAAUAUAAAGCUUACUAUUGACUCUGGAUAUCUAUCAGGUUGUACGGAGGCACUAACCAAUUUAAAUUUUAGCCAAUUGUAAACUCUUAUGUGAUGAGGCAACUAUCAUCUGACUCUGGGUAUUCAGUGUCUUUUUGCCAGUGUGGUUCCACAUGAAGUACAUAAAGCAUUGUCGCCUGUAUGCCAGAUAUUAGCUGGAAAUCAAUUUGCUCAGAAUAUUUUUUUUGGUGAACUAAACAGUACAUUAUACUCUACUGUGAUAUUUAUAUUUGUACUGUAAAGAGUCCAUCUUAUGUGGUCUGCAGCAAUUGGUUUUAAAAGUUGCCUGUUCCUAUUUUUCUUUAGUUCUCUCUUGUCCCAUACCUCUCUACCUCCCCAUCUAGUCUCCCUCUCCAUGUCCUCCUGUCUCCUGGUUAUCAGAAGUGCACUUAUUUCUCUUGCCGAAUGGAUAUAAACGACUCUUCUUUUCCUUUUUUCCCAAGCAUGUAUUUAGUGAUGAACAUAAAACAUGCAUUGUUUCAAUGUGUUUUGGAAAUUUAAAAUAAGCCCUUUGCCAUGCUAGAACUAAAUGGUGAAUAUUACUUGGCCUUUAAAUAUCGCAAGUCUUCUUCCAUUUUCAAGGUACAGGAUGAAUAAAAACAAAAUAAAUCA
Molecule: messenger RNA, 3071 nt
Organism: Salvelinus fontinalis (brook trout)
Lineage: Eukaryota; Metazoa; Chordata; Actinopteri; Salmoniformes; Salmonidae
Gene: prnpb
Product: prion protein b
Exons: 2
Coding region: 158-1879 (573 amino acids)
Biological process (GO): protein homooligomerization
Cellular component (GO): membrane
Source: RefSeq, a predicted model, not a curated record